GACACGUAAAUGUUUUGGAAAGAUGAGCAGCGCCUUCUAAUAUCGGUACAGACUGUCACAAGUAGUUUCCAUGUUGAUACGAGCGGGUAUUUAUGGUGCUAUUUCUUAUGCAUUGAUUAUUCAACAUAGUGAAAAGAUUAACUGUAAGGCGUGUAAUAUUUAAACGAGGGUACGAUAUUAUUAUUUGUUUCCAUUUUAGGUAGAUUGUUAACUUUCUUACCGUCGACAACCUCUUUGUGAGUUUGUUAUGUUUCUCGUGGGAUUUUGUAUUUUUCAUCAAUGAGAUGGGAUCAAGCGACAUUGUGAGAGUGUCGUGGGAUUGUGUUCUUGCUUUUCUUAAAAAUACAACUCCAUAAACCUGCUGGAAAGCUUGGUUUCUCUGCCAUGGAGUCUAUUGGGAAGUUUGAGUUCAGCAGGAAAGACCUUAUUGGUCAUGGAGCCUUUGCAGUCGUGUUCAAAGGCAGACACAAACAGAAACGUCACUGGGAAGUUGCCAUAAAGUGCAUCAACAAGAAAAACCUGGCCAAGUCACAGUCACUGCUUGGUAAAGAGAUCAAAAUAUUAAAGGAACUUAAACAUGACAAUAUUGUUCGACUACUUGAAUAUCAGGAGAUUGGAGGCUGUGUGUAUCUAGUUAUGGAGUACUGUAAUGGAGGAGACCUCGCUGAGUAUCUUCACUCCAAGGGCACCCUAAGUGAGGACACGAUCCGCAUAUUUCUACAGCAAAUAGUUCAAGCCAUGAAAGUCCUACAGGGGCAAGGCAUCCUGCACAGAGACCUCAAACCCCAAAACAUUUUGUUGUGCCAUGGUGAAGGACGAAGAACAAGCUCUCUCAACACCUGCAUCAAAAUAGCUGACUUUGGGUUUGCUAGGCACCUCCAGACAAACACUAUGGCAGCCACAUUGUGCGGCUCUCCCAUGUACAUGGCGCCGGAAGUCCUCAUGUCCCAGAACUAUGAUGCAAAAGCAGAUCUGUGGAGUAUUGGAACCAUUGUUUACCAGUGUCUGACAGGAAAGGCCCCAUUUUACGCCAGCACACCACAGGAGCUCCGUCUUUUCUAUGAAACCAACAGGACCCUCUUACCCAGCAUACCAAAGGAGACAUCUAGUAACCUACGACAUCUCUUGUUUGGACUGUUGCAGAGAAACCCUAAAGAUCGCAUGACCUUUGAUGAGUUUUUCCACCAUCCUUUCAUAAAAAUGGACUCAUCAUCCAGAAAAUGUACACCAACUACAGUGAUGUCAUACCCAAGCAGUGGCUCUUCCAGUUAUGGCUCCUUAGCCUCGCGUCCUGCCUCCUCUCCAGACCCUUCAGGAUUCCCUGAACAGACAGGAGCUGAAGAAGAUCAUAAUAGGAAUGUUUCAUCCUUCACAGACGAAUAUGUCAUGGUGCCGACCCAAUCUCCCAGUGAAUACAUAAGUGAUGUGGAAUCUGAAUCACCCAUUGCAAGUUGUCUGAUCAAUAGUGGAGGCUCAUUGGUGUUGGAUGUCAAUAAAACAACACUAGGUAGGACACCACCACGUUCUCCGCUCCUUUCCCAUCCCUGUACUUCUGACAACAAACCUUUGACUGCCACUCCUCGCAAGUGGAACCGUUCCUUGCCCAUUCCUGUGCCCACUCAGAUUCACAAUUAUCAGCGAAUGGAACAGAACCUGCAGCCAGCAGGUUUGCAUGGCUCUACCAGAGUCAAGCUUUGUUGUGCUAAAAACAGCAGUCUGCCUUCAGAACCACAGCAAUCUUCUCCUGAAGAUGGUGCUACACCACAAGUCCUUGAGCCGACAUUACCGCUCGGCACCAGGACUUUGUUGCUACCUGAUAUAAAAGAUGGUCUACUGGGGGCCCCCAGUAACUUGCACAAAAGGAGAAGAACAGUUGGGGACUUGCCAUCACUUCGCCAGUGUCUUCCCUGUAAUAACAACGAAGGGCAUAUUAAAAGAGCAAUAAGCACUGCCAGAUUAUCUGACAUGCUUCUGAAAGCAACAUAUGAAGCUACUGUUUUGGAUGGAGGAUCACAGGACAGCCUAUUUGAGACUGAUAUGGAUGGCUCCCCUGUAACUGUCUUCACAAUUGAGUCCCCAAGACGAGCAAGUGUUCCAGCUGACACAAGGCUGCUACAUGCUGGCUCACCCAACUAUAAGAGCUCUCCCUGGCUGAGCAGUCGCCCCCUUCAGAAAGGAAAUCGUAGAAAUAGUGAAACUGAAGAUAUGGAUGACAGUCCACUGACCAAUGUGGUGUUUCAUCUUCCACAGCUUCCUGAAGAUACACUGAUGGAGCAAUCCCAUACAGAUUCCCUGAACAAUCUACGUUUUACUCUGGCUUUUGUCCACUGCAUUAUGGAAUUGGCCAUGUCAAAGGAUCCAACUUUGAAUACAACCAGCAGUCCUGAUGUGUCUUUUUUGGAGCAGAGCAUAUUGACCGAUCAAAUCACCCUAUUAAGUCGAGAGUGGAGUUAUGCCAGUCAAUUAGUGCUGUACAUGAAGGCUGAAGAUUUUCUUUCAUCAGCCUUACAUUCUGCCAAACAGGAUAUCAAACAAGGCCAACUCCUCCCCUCUGCAACAGUAAAACAAGUAAUUCGGACACUCAAUGACAUGUACAAGUGCUGUGUGUCCUACUGUCGCUCACUCAAUGAUCAACUGCAAAACUUCCUUCUUGAUAAACAGAAGCUCUUUGAUCGCUUUAAUGGACUAACAGCAGAGAAGCUAAUUUAUAGCCACACUGUUCACAUGGUACAGUCUGCUGCUCUUGAUGAAAUGUUUCAUUAUGGGCUAGCUUCGAUACACAGAUACCAUAAGGCCCUUGUGCUUAUGGAGGGCCUUUCAAGAAUCCUCACAGAAAAAAAUGACAUUGACAGUGUGGAGAAAUGUAAGCAGUGCAUUGAGCGGCGCCUGUCAGCUCUUCACACCUGAUGUUCUAUGUGUAUGUCCAGAAAUAUUUGCCGUUUUCAGUCCUUUUGCUGAUUCAAGCACUUUAUCACAGGAACUGACCGUGUAGCUUAUGUUAAUUUCCCUUGUAUGGCUUUUGAUUUAUAUUUUAUUAUGCAGGGCAUACUUGAACUCAGUUGUUGUAGCCUAAUUAUUUAAUUACUAAAUAUGAAUCAAGUUAAUAAUAUAAUGUGUUAGAUUUGUGUUUAGCAUUUUGCACAGGCAUACAUCUGAGAAGGUUUUAAGUGGAGUUUACUUGAAACAAAAUGUUUAUUGUACAGUAUUUAUUUUUAACUGAACUGAGCAGUGGAAUUGUACUUGAUUAUGUGUGUUGUCACUUUCAAGUUUGGUUAAAUUCAGUCUCACACUAACUCUGGCGGUGUGCUGUUCCUUUUGCAAUUAUAUUUUUUGUUUUAUUGUGAAAAUAAACAUUUUACCCAUAUUUGUA
Periophthalmus magnuspinnatus is the source of this 3370-nucleotide messenger RNA. It is a transcript of the gene ulk1a, whose product is annotated as unc-51 like autophagy activating kinase 1a. The record is from RefSeq and is a predicted model, not a curated record. The coding region runs from base 385 to 2907 and encodes 840 amino acids. Gene Ontology annotation, molecular function: protein serine/threonine kinase activity; ATP binding. The transcript is spliced from 27 exons. Gene Ontology annotation, biological process: axon extension; protein autophosphorylation; autophagy. Gene Ontology annotation, cellular component: autophagosome; cytoplasm. NCBI's taxonomy places the organism in Eukaryota, Metazoa, Chordata, Actinopteri, Gobiiformes, Gobiidae.